This is a messenger RNA of Pipistrellus nathusii (Nathusius's pipistrelle), 1146 nucleotides long. NCBI's taxonomy places the organism in Eukaryota, Metazoa, Chordata, Mammalia, Chiroptera, Vespertilionidae. The record is from the annotation of a GenBank genome assembly.
AUGGCGGCGGCGGCGGCCAGCCCUGCUUCCCUGGAGUCCGCCCCGCGGAUCUGGCGGCUGGUGGCCGAGUGCGGCCGCUCCAGGGCCCGGGCGGGCGAGCUGCGGCUGCCGCACGGGCCGGUGGCCACGCCGGUGUUCAUGCCGGUGGGCACGCAGGCCACCAUGAAGGGCAUCACGGCGGAGCAGCUGGACGCGCUGGGCUGCCGCAUCUGCCUGGGCAACACCUACCAUCUGGGUCUGCGGCCGGGCCCGGAGCUGAUCCAGAAAGCCCAAGGCCUGCACGGCUUCAUGAACUGGCCCCACAAUCUGCUGACGGACAGCGGCGGCUUCCAGAUGGUGUCCCUGGUGUCCCUGUCCGAGGUGACGGAGGAGGGCGUCCGCUUCCGCUCCCCCUACGACGGCGACGAGACCCUUCUGAGCCCGGAGAGGUCCGUGGAGAUCCAGAACGCGCUGGGCUCAGACAUCAUCAUGCAGCUAGAUGACGUGGUCAGCAGCACUGUGACGGGGCCACGUGUGGAGGAGGCCAUGUACAGAUCAAUCCGCUGGCUAGACCGGUGCAUUGCAGCCCAUCGGAGGCAAGACAAGCAGAAUCUGUUUGCUAUCAUCCAGGGUGGGCUGGACGCUGAUCUCCGGGCUGCCUGCCUCGAAGAGAUGACCAAGAGGGACGUGCCCGGCUUUGCCAUCGGGGGACUGAGCGGGGGUGAGAGCAAGGACCAGUUCUGGAAGAUGGUGGCACUGAGCACUUCGAGGCUGCCCAAGGACAAGCCCCGAUACCUGAUGGGCGUUGGCUAUGCCACUGAUCUGGUGGUCUGCGUGGCUCUUGGAUGCGACAUGUUCGACUGCGUUUUCCCCACGAGGACAGCGCGCUUUGGCUCUGCCCUGGUGCCUACGGGGAACCUGCAGCUGAAGAAGAAGCAGUUCCAGAAGGACUUCCGCCCCAUAGACCCUAAGUGUGCCUGUCCCACUUGCCAGAAGCACAGCCGUGCCUUCCUGCAUGCACUACUUCACAGCGACAACACUGCAGCCCUGCACCACCUCACCGUUCACAACAUCGCCUACCAGCUGCAGCUGAUGGGAGCCCUGCGUGCCAGCAUCAUGGAGAAACGCUUUCCUGAGUUUGUGCGGGACUUCAUGGACACCAUAUGA